GGGGCUUGCCGCACCCGAGCAGCGCAGAGAUAAACCCGCUCCUACACUCACGCACCAGGGGAUAAAAACACUCCGACCUCGGUCCACUUCACCACCUUAAAGCGAGGGAGGUCAGUCCAGGAUGAACGGCGACUCAGGUGCCGGAGUGGUGACCGCUCCGCCUCCCACCACAGCCCCGCACAAAGAGCGCUACUUUGACCGGGUGGAUGAGAGCAGUCCGGAGUACCAGAGGGAGAGGAACAUGGCGCCGGACCUGAGACAGGACUUUAACAUGAUGGAGCAGAGGAAGCGGGUCUCCAUGAUACUACAGAGUCCGGCAUUUUGUGACGAGCUGGAGACGAUGAUCCAGGAUCAGCUGAAGAAGGGGAAGACGCCCACCAGCCUGCUGGCGCUGCAGCAGAUCGCAGACUUCAUGACCACCAGCACGCCGUCCAUUUAUCCCGCUGCUCCACAAGGAGGCAUGGCAGCACUCAACAUGAGUUUGGGGAUGGUGACUCCCGUCAACGAUCUGCGCGGCUCAGACUCCAUCUCUUAUGACAAGGGUGAAAAGCUGCUCCGCUGCAAGCUGGCCGCUUUUUAUCGACUUGCUGACUUGUUUGGCUGGUCGGAGCUCAUCUAUAACCACCUCACCGUCCGAGUGAACUCAGACCAGGAGCGCUUCCUUAUCGUCCCCUUCGGGCUCCUCUACAGUGAAGUCACCGCCUCCAGUCUGGUGAAGAUAAACUUCCAGGGUGAGAUCGUGGACAGAGGAAGCACCAACCUCGGGGUGAACCAGGCCGGCUUCACCCUCCACUCUGCCAUCUACGCCGCACGCCCCGAUGUCAAGUGUAUCAUACACAUACACACGGCGGCAGGCACUGCGGUGUCGGCCAUGAAAUGCGGACUGUUGCCCAUCUCGCCCGAAGCGCUGUCCCUGGGCGAGGUGGCCUAUCACGACUACCACGGUAUCCUGGUGGAUGAGGAGGAGAGCGUGCUCAUACAGCAGAACCUCGGGCCCAACAGCAAGGUGCUCAUCCUAAGGAACCAUGGGUUGGUGUCGGUAGGAGAAACUGUGGAAGAAGCUUUCUAUUACAUCCACAACCUGGUUACCGCCUGUGAGAUUCAGGUGCGAACACUGGCCAGCGCUGGAGGGCCGGACAAUCUGGUCCUGCUGGACCCGGCAAAGUACAAGUUACGCCCGCGGGUCCCCGAGCCAGCCGGCGACGGGUCCUCAGCACACCCUAAGUGGCUCAUCGGGGAGCAGGAGUUUGAGGCUCUCAUGAGAAUGCUCGACAACUUGGGCUACAGGACGGGCUAUCCUUACCGCUGCCCUGCACUGAGGGACAAAGGUAAAAAGUUCAGUGAUGCGGAGCUCGCUUCCUCCUCCCACGGUGGUUACUCAUACGGGGAGGACAGUGACUCCGGUGCUCGCUCCCCAAUGAAACAAAGCUUCCAGCGCGGCCAGCGUGACAAGACUCGCUGGCUCAAUGCCAGCGGCCGGCCCGAUGAGCCCUACGAGGACGGGCCCGACGGGUGCAGUCCCAAGUCGAAGCCUAAGGUGUGGACGAACAUAACACAUGAUCACGUCAAACCCUUGCUGCAGUCUCUCUCGUCCGGUGUCUGCGUGCCAAGCUGUAUAACCAACUGCUUGUGGACAAAGGAGGAAGGGCUUCGCCAGGCCGCUGUAGCAAAUCAGUUCAUCCCGAUGAACACCAACCCAAAGGAAGUCCUGGAAAUGAGGAAUAAGAUCCGGGAGCAAAACCUGCAGGACAUAACGACAGCGGGGCCCCAGUCUCAGGUCCUGUGUGUGGGAUCGGUGGUGGAGCGCACCUUUAACCAGGGCGAGCUGGUGACCGCGUCCAAGGCCAUCAUCGAGAAGGAGUACCAGCCCAAGGUGGUCGUCAGUAAGCAGGGUCCCAACCCCUUCAACAAACUCACCGACCAGGAGCUGGACGAGUACCGGCGGGAGGUGGAGCAGAAACAGAAAGGAGGUGAAGUGCAGAGCCGAGAUGUUUGUAGCGACCCACCGACCGGUCCAGAUCUGGAACCAGCGGGUCACGCCUCAGUCUCGCCUGCCAGCUCUGAGAAGCCCCGGCCUCCGGCUCCCACCCCGGCCUCUGAGCAGAGCUAUUCCCCUCAGGGCCUCUCUGGAGCGGCUCCAAGUGCCGCAGACUCGGCGGGGACGGUAGCCGAUGACGUUUUUUCAACUACAGACGAGUUCUUGCCGGCUCCAGAUUCUCCGCAGAAAGAGUUUCACAGUGCCGUGGUGCGAGCCCUCGGCAAGGAGCCGUCGGCGGUAGAGCCAGAUGCAGACCAACAAAUGGAGUGUGACGACGAGGCCAGCGCCCCAAAACCCACGUCCACGCCCCCUAGCACCCCCAUCAGAGCAGAGGAGGAGUCCUUGCCUGAACAGACCUAUAAGGAUGAAAGCGACGCUGCCACCCUGAGACAGACCCUUCCCGAUUUGACGCCCGACGACCCCUCCGACGCUCCAGCACUUCCUGUCGAAGACGCCGUCCCUGUCGUCGAAGACGCCGUCCCCGUCGUCGCUGACGCAGCCGAAGCCGAGGGGGAGGAGCCCGUGGAUGCUGGGGACCAGGAGGGGGACGAUUCUCCCAGCAAAUCACCCUCCAAAAAGAAAAAGAAGUUCCGCACUCCUUCCUUCCUAAAGAAAAACAAGAAAAAGACUGAAUCCUAGAUUGGAGAAUGUUGAAUCGAUGCUCAAAGCCGGCCUCUUCUUCUUUUAAUUUUUGCUUUUUGUCUUUUAUCGUUGCACCCUUCGAGCAAGCCACACUUACACACAGUUAAGUUUUUGUUUAGACAUUAUUUGCUGCUGGCUUAUUAACCUAUUUUCCUUGUUAGCGUGUGCCAAUUUUGUAUACAAUUUAAAAAUGAGUGCACAAAGGUUUUUAAUUAUUAGCAGAUUUUAGUUGUGAUUGAAGCGAUUCGUCUUGUCCACGCCACCUGGCCUUUUAUGCAUGUUUAUAACCACACACUGACACAAACACAUGAAAUGUGAGGCUGUAGAAUUUGAUCUUUUUUUCCUUCUCUUAUUUUGAAAGAACGUUGCUUAAACAUUGUAACCACUAGAAUGUAUUGGGACUGUAUCAAAAUAUGUCAGAAGUGUCUUUAAAAACAGGAACAAGCUUGUUUUAUUUUAUUUAACUGGUGGAGUUGGGCCGUGACCUCGUGUGAAUACAGUUUAGCAGACCAAGAAAAACUACAGUUGUGCAUUUCAAAAGGGUUUUUUUGCUCAUGAAAAAGGAGUCCAUUACACCAUAACUCAUUGCAUUCAACCUGAACCACCUCUGAUGUUUGACUUUUUAGUCUUCACUUAUCGCCUCCACAGGCUUUUGGUCUUCAUGUAAAAUUUGGUCACAUAUUUUUGCAAACAGAAUUCAUUAGAGGUAUCAGUCUGCAUCGCUGCAAAGCCAAGGGCAGCUUUGUCAGAGCCUUCGAUGUUAAGCGUGUGGUAGUUCACGAAGGUUUAGUCACGCCUCCUGUGUGAGCGAGCGCUGUGCUCGUGAUUAAGCUUCAUGCAGUGUAUUUGCCGCCGGCUGCAAGUCUUUAUGAAGGAAUGUGUGCAAUUGUUUUUCAUGUAAUUGUUUUGCUUUAUUUGCUUCUUUUACUUCUUCUUUGUCCAUUUGAAAAUCAUAAACCGGUAGUUAUGCUACAUAUUGUGUCAUACGUAUUUGAGUUUGUGUUGUUUUUUUUCCUGUCAACCCUUUUGCUUUUUUGUCAAAACAUAGGUUGAACCCUGAUUAUUUGGUGUGAGGGAUUGUAGCACCCUAUAAUGUAAUAAUUUCCUGAAAAUG
Molecule: messenger RNA, 3794 nt
Organism: Cololabis saira (Pacific saury)
Lineage: Eukaryota; Metazoa; Chordata; Actinopteri; Beloniformes; Belonidae
Gene: add1
Product: adducin 1 (alpha)
Exons: 16
Coding region: 122-2677 (851 amino acids)
Biological process (GO): positive regulation of establishment of endothelial barrier; positive regulation of adherens junction organization; barbed-end actin filament capping
Cellular component (GO): cytoskeleton; adherens junction; plasma membrane
Molecular function (GO): actin filament binding
Source: RefSeq, a predicted model, not a curated record